AUGCGAACAUUAGUGUCUGUAACAAAUCUAGUGGGUUGUACCUGUCAUUUAAUUUUGCAGUGUGCUGCUGAUUUUGGAGGUCCAAGAAAGGAAUUCUUCUCACUUGUCCUGCAGUGCAUUAAGGAAGAAUACUUCGAGCCAGUGAGAGAGUGGUCAGAUGACUAUGAAGCUGUUGGCAGAAUAUUGGCUCUGAGCACUCUUCAAAACGGAAGAUUACCUAGAAUUAUGUCAGCAGAGGUAGUGGAGAAAGUAUUCAAUCAAGUGCUGCCUGUAGACAAGUACAUCCAGGACCUAAGAAAAGGUCUUGACAGUCUUGGUCUUGUUCAGCUUGUUCAAGAACUGCCAGCUGUUAUUCACCUGUUCACACCUCAACAGUCGAAUCCUUUAACGUUGAAGAUGUUGACACACCUAUUGAAGCCACAGUUUAGUGCUGAAGGGUCAAACAGAAGACAGAGAGAGAAUUCCACAUACACGUUGUUCAUCAAAUACAUGCGUGAAGCUGCAAGUGGAAGAAGAGGUGCUGUAAAUCUUGGGAGCAUAUUAAGGUUUGCCACUGGUACAGAGGAGGAACCUGUCUUGGGCUUUGCUCUUCAGCCUUCCAUUCAAUUUAUGGAAAGUGCUAAUUUCCUGCCCACUGCAAAUACCUGCAUAAACAGAAUGAAUUUAUCAUUGCCAGAUGAAAGUAAUCCACUACCACUGCAAGAGGAACUGUUCAAUUUGUUUGAUCUAGCAUUUUGUAACACAUUCUUUGGUUUGGAAUAA
This is a messenger RNA of Dreissena polymorpha, 762 nucleotides long. RefSeq lists its product as uncharacterized. The record is from RefSeq and is a predicted model, not a curated record. Gene Ontology annotation, molecular function: ubiquitin-protein transferase activity. Bases 1 to 762 code for a protein of 253 amino acids. Lineage: Eukaryota; Metazoa; Mollusca; Bivalvia; Myida; Dreissenidae. The transcript is spliced from 4 exons.